ACCAAGACUCGUUAUCAUAAUUCGCCGAACCCUCCCAAAUAUGGAGUAGAACAAUUUAUCUUAUCAUGUUUCCCCCGACCGAAAAUUCCCAGAUUGUUUUUCGGUUUUCGCUGCUUUCUCUUUUUCCCACAUAAACUCUGCGCUAUAUAAGCUCCCGAAAGCUAAAAGGACACAACGAUAUCAAGGUCUUUGGGACGAUAUAUAUUCAUAAUGUCGACACCACCAGCGGCUGCGACAAGCCCGAAAAGCGAAAAAAGUCCUGCCAAGAAUACUGCGAAAAGUCCCUCAAAGAGCCCCUCAAAGAGCCCCUCAAAAAGCCCCCCUCAACAUGCGCAGGUGAAUGCCGGAGAUACAAGCAUUCUGGAACCCGCGCAUUGGCAGCAGCUUGCCGAGGAGGAGAACGUGAACCCAGACGACGAUGCUCAUUCGCUGAGUGAAGAAAGUCUCGCGUCCUCAACAGACUCAGUCUCUUCUAGUAUUUUCGAAUAUCGCAAGCUUCAUGGAAGGACAUAUCAUCGAGAAAUUGGCAGUGCACAGUAUUGGGCUGCCAACGAUGAGAGACAAAGUGAAUUGCUAGACAUCAACCACCACUGUCUGACUCUGGGUAUUGGGGGAAAGCUUCACCUAGCGCCUAUUGACACAGAGAAAAUUACAAAAGCGCUUGACAUUGGAACAGGCACUGGCAUCUGGGCUUUAGAUUUUGCCGAUGAACAUCCCAACAUCCAGGUCAUCGGCACCGAUGUAUCGCCAAUUCAGCCAUCUUGGGUCCCACCGAAUCUCCAAUUCGAGAUCGAAGACUGCACCCAAGAGUGGACAUUUGCGCCCAACUCAGCCGAUUACAUUCACAUCCGCUGGCUUAUCGGCAGUAUUCCAGAUUGGUACCAAUUCUUCAGUGAGGCCUACAAGACUUGCAAGCCAGGUGGCUGGGUCGAGAGUUUUGAACCAUCUGGUAUCAUUACCAGCGACGACGACACCGUAAAGGAGAGCUCUGCCUUGGGUCAGUGGGGUAAGCUAUUUAUCGAGGGAGCCAAGAAGCUGGGUAUGAGCUUCACGGUUUAUGAAGAAGAACUACAGCGGAAGGCCAUGGAGGCUGCUGGCUUUGUCGACAUUCAACAGUUCGAGUACAAGACCCCUAUUGGUGGCUGGGCCAAAGAUCCACAACUGAAAGAGCUCGGCCAGUUCGGCAAGCUUGCGUUCCUUGCCGAUCCCGAAGGUUUUGUGCUUUUUGUAGCCAAUACGAUUGGUUGGACUGAGUCGGAAAUCCAUGUCUACCUUGCGCAUGCUCGUAGGGAGAUUCACUCGGGCAAGCACCAUCCCUACUACAAACAGCGAGUUGUCUGGGGCCGGAAGCCUAAAGAGUAAUCGGAUAUACCGCCUGCUCGGCUUUCUUACAUAAGAGUGUCUCUGGGGGUGAGAGCGGUCCUGUAAACGGAGCAGCUCUUAUAUCGCACUACGUCGAAUAUCCAGCUUUUAGUCAACUUUUCUUUUUCUCAAUAUACGAUCUCUUUCUUCAA
Fusarium redolens is the source of this 1514-nucleotide messenger RNA. RefSeq names its product S-adenosyl-L-methionine-dependent methyltransferase. NCBI's taxonomy places the organism in Eukaryota, Fungi, Ascomycota, Sordariomycetes, Hypocreales, Nectriaceae. The record is from RefSeq and is a predicted model, not a curated record. Gene Ontology annotation, molecular function: methyltransferase activity. The transcript is spliced from 9 exons. The coding region runs from base 211 to 1362 and encodes 383 amino acids.